Mytilinidion resinicola is the source of this 1983-nucleotide messenger RNA. RefSeq names its product aldose 1-epimerase. Lineage: Eukaryota; Fungi; Ascomycota; Dothideomycetes; Mytilinidiales; Mytilinidiaceae. Gene Ontology annotation, biological process: glucose metabolic process; beta-D-galactose catabolic process via UDP-galactose, Leloir pathway. Gene Ontology annotation, molecular function: aldose 1-epimerase activity; carbohydrate binding. The coding region runs from base 355 to 1545 and encodes 396 amino acids. The transcript has 5 exons. The record is from RefSeq and is a predicted model, not a curated record.
CAUCCAGCGCCCUGCCGAAAAUCUGACAUGCAAACCCCACCUCGCGCGUGUAUCAGCUGCUCAAUUGCCUCAAGGACCGGCCUGUAGGUUCGUCAUCGCCAGCCGCGUGCCUGACGCUCUGCCCGGCGGAGCCGUGGAGCUGGCUGCGGGGAGAGGGGAGCGCUUUCGUUCAACGUUGCCCCGGUGCUCUCACUUCAAGGGUUGCAUUCACCCAUCAAAUCCAUCGAACCCUGGUCAUGGGACUUGUGAACGGCCGACGUAAAUAAACACCUCACUACCUAGGUGCCUGCCACGAACUACACUCUCUCCUCUCCACCACCAACCUCAAAAAGCUUACACCACCCUCCUACCAACAUGGUGAGCUUCAGACUACCUACCACGCUCGCAUUGCUGGCCGCGUCCGUCAUUGCCCAGGACUAUGGCGGCAAUGGUCCAUUGGGUCCUGAUGAGAAUGGCAAGUAUGAAAUCUCCGCCGAGGGGAUUCGUGGCCUCUUCAUUCCCUACGGCGCCAGCAUCAGCAACCUGUUCGUCAAUGACACCAAUGGCAUCGAGCGCGAUAUUGUCCUAGGAUUCGACAAUGCAACUCAUUACUCUGAGGAUCCGUACCACCCGCAUUUUGGCGGUGUUCCAGGCCGCUAUGCCAACCGCAUCAAGAACAGCAGCUUUAUGAUUGAUGGCACCGAAUACCAUGUUCUGCCCAACGAGAACAACAACAACGAUACCCUGCAUGGAGGCCCCCACGGAUGGGAUUAUCGAAAUUUCACUGUCGUUGCGCACACGACUAGCUCUAUCACCUUCUCUCUCGUGGAUCCUGAUGGCGAGCAAGGUUUCCCCGGAGAAGUUGUUAGCUACAUCACAUACACCAUGACCCCGAACGAGUGGCAUCUGAAGAUGGUCGCUCUGUCAACUACCAAGAAGACGCCCAUCAUGCUGAGCUCUCACACAUACUGGAAUCUCGACGCGUUCCAGAAUGACGACACAGCUUUAGCACUGAACCACACGCUCUACCUGCCAUACUCUGGCCAGCGCAUCGGAGCCGAUGGAAUCCUUAUUCCCAACGGCACGAUUCUCCCGAACGACUUGUACUCGGUCAACGACUUCUGGUCCGCGCCAAAGCAGAUCGGCGCCAACUUCUCGUCCCCGGAUCUGUUGGGGAAUUGCGGAACCAACUGCACUGGAUACGAUACCUGCUAUCUGGUCAACCGUGCACAGAACGGUCCGUACGAUUGGCGCACCGAAGGUCCAGUGGCGUCACUUUUCAGCAACUUCACCGGCAUCCAGGUGGACAUAUUCACUGAUCAGGACGCUUUCCAAGUCUAUAGCUGCGGAGGCCAGAACGGCUCAAUCCCUCUAAAGUCCACCCAAGGCUUGACCGACGGUAGCCGUCCUCGCGUGGUGGAGCAGUAUGGCUGCAUCGUGAUGGAGGUUGAAGAUUGGAUCGACGCCAUCAACCAGCCCGAGUGGCAGCGGGACAAGAAGAACAUCUUUGGCCCAGGUGAUGAUCCGUACGUGCUAGAGGCGAGGUACAGUUUCUCGGUCAACUAGAGUGGGUUUCAUAACGGGUGGGAAGAGCAGCCGAUGCGCUUUCAAGACCAAAAGCCUGGACUGAGUAGGUGCAUGGGAAUCUGGUGAAGAUCGGGGUUUCUAAUGAAAGCGCAAUGACCCAACAUUUACAGCAACUCGCCACAGCUCCGUGUACACUUGUCUGCCGCUGUUUGAAGCUCCUCGAAGUUUUUUCGAAAUCCCGAACGCUGUUCACGGGAAUAUUAUAAGCUUGCCGGGCGACCUCAGGUAGCGGCUGAAUUCACUCCAGCCGCCAAAAACCGUGAGAAGCGGCACGACGUCAUGAAAUCCACACCCGCGUGGCAGCCUCAACAGCCUAACCGAAACGGGCCUGCUCCCACGUUUUUGUCCUUCUACUUCUUUCGAUUGCCAUUUUUCCUCGGCCUUUGCUUUUCAUAGAACGCCCAACCUCUAACCUCG